UCUUGUAAGGCUCUUCCACACUUGCCCAUUACCAAAGUCUCUUCCUUUCUUGGCUCUUUGCCUUCUCUGACAACCUAGGUUCCUGUCUGAGCUUGUUGUUGCAAGAGGGUAGUAGUAGUAGUAGUAUUCUUGUUAUCCUAUGGCGAAGGACGUUGAGGUUACCGAGCGUGGCUCCUUCUCUGGGAAGGACUACCAUGAUCCUCCUCCUGCACCCCUCAUUGAUGCUGAGGAGCUAACAAAGUGGUCCUUUUACAGGGCUCUCAUUGCUGAGUUCAUUGCCACUUUGCUUUUCCUCUACAUUACUGUGCUCACAGUGAUAGGGUACAAGCACCAGAGUGACGUCAAGGCCAAUGGUGAUAUCUGUGGUGGGGUUGGCAUUCUUGGCAUUGCAUGGGCCUUCGGUGGCAUGAUCUUCAUCCUUGUUUACUGCACUGCUGGGAUAUCAGGGGGUCACAUUAACCCAGCAGUGACAUUUGGGCUGUUCUUGGCUCGCAAGGUGUCUUUGAUCCGAGCCAUCAUGUACAUGGUGGCUCAGUGCUUGGGGGCUAUCUGUGGAGUUGGGUUGGUGAAGGCCUUCCAAAAGUCUUACUACAACAAGUAUGGUGGUGGGGCUAAUUCCCUCGCUGAUGGGUACAGUACAGGUACUGGAUUGGGUGCUGAGAUCAUUGGCACCUUUGUUUUGGUAUACACUGUCUUCUCUGCCACUGAUCCCAAGAGGAAUGCCAGAGAUUCUCAUGUUCCGGUUUUGGCUCCACUUCCCAUUGGAUUUGCUGUGUUCAUGGUUCACUUGGCCACCAUCCCAGUAACUGGCACUGGCAUCAACCCUGCUAGGAGUCUUGGAGCUGCUGUUAUCUACAACAAAGAUAAGCCCUGGGAUGACCAUUGGAUCUUUUGGGUGGGACCAUUUAUUGGGGCAGCCAUUGCAGCUUUCUACCACCAGUUCAUCUUGAGAGCAGGUGCUGCUAAGGCUCUUGGAUCAUUCAGGAGUAACCCCCAUGUUUGAGUUGUCUUUCUCUUCAUGAUGGCUCUUUUGGAAAGAAGAUAAUUGCAGAGAUGGAGUUGAUAUUGCAAGUUUAGUUUAAUAAUGGAAAAUGCUUUUGGCUUGUAUUUGCAACGUUUCUUUAAUCCUCUCAAUCAUGUCUUCAAGAUUGUGGAUAAGUGUAGAUUAAAGUCUCUUUCAUGACAGGGGGAGCCUUUUGCACUUUCCUCUGUGUUGCCUUUAGCGUGUCAUUUUUCUUUUAUGUUAUUCUCUUCUGUCAUCUUUGUACUCAGAUAUAUUUAUGGAAAAAAAAAUAAUUUACCUACUUCA
Messenger RNA from Vigna unguiculata (cowpea), 1309 nucleotides. Its product is annotated as aquaporin PIP2-2. Gene Ontology annotation, biological process: transmembrane transport. Gene Ontology annotation, cellular component: membrane. Gene Ontology annotation, molecular function: channel activity. NCBI's taxonomy places the organism in Eukaryota, Viridiplantae, Streptophyta, Magnoliopsida, Fabales, Fabaceae. The record is from RefSeq and is a predicted model, not a curated record.